This is a messenger RNA of Elaeis guineensis (African oil palm), 3105 nucleotides long. Its product is annotated as cation-transporting ATPase HMA5. The record is from RefSeq and is a predicted model, not a curated record. Gene Ontology annotation, biological process: monoatomic cation transport. Lineage: Eukaryota; Viridiplantae; Streptophyta; Magnoliopsida; Arecales; Arecaceae. Gene Ontology annotation, cellular component: membrane. Gene Ontology annotation, molecular function: ATP hydrolysis activity; ATP binding; copper ion binding.
AUGGCUCCGAGCCUACGAGACCUCCAGUUGACCGCGCUCUCCGGCCACCGCCGGCCGGAGGCCAUCUCGGCGAGGGAGGACUCCGGCGACCUCGAGGACGUCCGCCUCCUCGACUCCUACGACGAGGCGGCGGCGGCGGCGGAGGGGAGGGGAGGGGAUGAGAAGGGGGCGAGGAGAAUCCAGGUGAGGGUCACGGGGAUGACCUGCUCCGCCUGCACGAAUUCCGUCGAGGCCGCCAUCAACGCCCUCCCGGGUGUCGCGAGGGCAUCUGUCUCCUUGCUCCAGAACAAGGCCCAUGUCGUCUUCGAUCCCAAUCUCGUCAAGGAUGAAGAUAUAAAAGAUGCUAUUGAAGAUGCAGGAUUUGAAGCUGACAUUCUGCCAGAUUCUAAUAAUACCAUGUCAAGACCGCAAAAGGUAUUGUCGGGGCAAUUUAGGAUAGGGGGCAUGACUUGUGCAGCCUGUGUAAACUCUGUUGAAGGGAUUUUGAGAAAGCUACCUGGUGUAAAAAGAGCAGUUGUUGCCUUGGCAACCUCCUUGGGGGAGGUUGAGUACGAUCCAUCAGUCAUAAGUAAAGAUGAAAUUGCUCAUGCAAUUGAGGAUGCUGGUUUUGAUGCUACAUUUCUACAAAGCAGUGACCAAGAUCGAAUUUUGUUAGGUGUAGAUAGUUUGACUACUGAGACAGAUGUACAUGUUUUACAAGGAAUACUUAGUAACAUGAAGGGGGUGAGGCAGUUUGAGGUAAAUAUUUCCCUUUCAGAAGUAGAGAUUAUCUUUGAUCCUCAAGCUGUUGGUCUGAGACAUAUGGUUGAUACCGUUGAGAGAGAAAGUAUUGGGAGAUUGAAAGCGCAUGUCCGGAACCCAUAUGCCCGAGCAGCUUCAAGUGAUGCACAAGAAGCCUCAAAAAUGCUUCGGCUUUUCCUCUCCAGUCUCUUUCUCAGUAUUCCUGUCUUUUUCAUACGGAUGGCAUGUCCCCACAUACCUUUAAUAAAUUCUAUCAUGCUCAUGCAUUGUGGGCCAUUUUUGAUGAGAGAUUUGUUGAAGUGGGUACUGGUAAGUAUUGUUCAGUUUAUUGUUGGCAAGCGUUUCUAUGUAGCUGCUUAUAGAGCACUGCGACAUGGAUCUACAAACAUGGAUGUAUUGGUUGUUUUGGGGACUUCUGCUUCUUACUUUUACUCCGUCGGUGCGCUUCUAUAUGGUGCAUUUUCUGGGUUCUGGCCCCCAAUAUAUUUUGAGACAAGUGCAAUGAUAAUUACCUUUGUGUUAUUUGGAAAGUAUUUAGAAGUUGUUGCAAAAGGAAAGACAUCAGAUGCUAUCAAGAAGUUAGUUGAACUUGCUCCUGCAACAGCUCUUUUGAUGGUGAAAGAUGCAGAAGGAAGAUCCGUUGUAGAGAGAGAGAUAGAUGCACUGUUAAUUCAACCGGGUGAUGUCCUAAAAGUUCUUCCUGGUUCAAAGGUCCCAUCUGAUGGCAUUGUAGUUUGGGGUACAAGUCAUGUUGAUGAAAGUAUGGUAACUGGUGAAUCUGUUCCAGUCCCAAAGGAAAUAUCUUCAGUGGUUAUUGGAGGCACCAUAAAUUUACAUGGUGUCCUUCAUAUACAAGCCACCAAGGUGGGGUCUAACACAGUUUUGAGCCAGAUAAUUUCUCUGGUUGAGACAGCCCAGAUGUCUAAAGCUCCUAUUCAGAAAUUCGCAGACUAUGUUGCCAGCAUUUUUGUUCCUAUUGUUAUCACCAUGUCCUUGUUGACAUUCUUUGGAUGGUUCCUCUGUGGGUUGCUGGGAGCAUAUCCAGAUUCAUGGGUCACAGAAAGUAGCAAUUGUUUCAUUUUCUCCCUCAUGUUUUCAAUAUCAGUGGUGGUGAUUGCAUGUCCAUGUGCCCUUGGUCUGGCAACCCCGACUGCUGUUAUGGUAGCUACAGGUGUGGGUGCAACUCAUGGGGUCCUAAUAAAAGGAGGUGAUGCUUUGGAAAAAGCUCAGAGUGUGCGGUAUGUGAUCUUUGAUAAAACGGGCACCCUUACUCAAGGGAAAGCGGCUGUCACAACUGCAAAAGUUUUUGCAGAAAUGGAACUUGGGGAUUUUCUUACUUUGGUUGCAUCUGCUGAGGCCAGCAGUGAACACCCUCUUGCUAGAGCAAUCUUAGAUCAUGCAUACCAUUAUCAUUUCUUUGGUAAGCUUCCGACAGCCAAACAUUCUGCAAACCAGAGCAAAGAAAUAUUAUCUGAAUGGCUUCUUGAAGCUGUGGACUUCUCUGCUGUGCCUGGGAGAGGUGUGCGGUGCUUGAUAAAUGGAAAAAGGACUCUGGUUGGCAACCGGAGUCUGUUAGCUGAAAAUGGGGUUAUUGUUCCUACUGAAGCUGAAAACUUUUUAGUGGACUUGGAAGGGAAUGCUAAAACAGGUAUUCUUGUGGCAUAUGAUGGUACCUUCAUUGGAGUGUUGGGGAUAGCUGAUCCCUUGAAAAGAGAAGCAGCAGUUGUGGUUGAAGGCCUGAAGAAGACAGGCGUCUGUCCAGUCAUGGUAACAGGGGAUAACUGGAGGACAGCACAAGCUGUUGCAAAAGAGGUUGGCAUUGAAGAUGUGAGAGCUGAGGUAAUGCCUGCUGGGAAAGCUGAUGUUAUACGCUCCUUCCAAAAGGAUGGAAGUAUGGUUGCGAUGGUUGGUGAUGGCAUCAAUGACUCCCCUGCCCUUGCAGCUGCUGAUAUCGGAAUGGCAAUUGGUGCAGGAACCGAUAUUGCCAUCGAAGCUGCAGACUAUGUGUUGGUGAAGAACAACCUUGAGGAUGUCAUAACAGCCAUCGAUCUCUCGAGGAAGACAUUUGCACGUAUACGUUGGAACUACUUCUUUGCAAUGGCCUACAAUAUUGUCGCCAUCCCAGUUGCAGCCGGAGUUCUUUUCCCCUUCACAGGGCUUAAGAUGCCACCAUGGUUGGCUGGUGCUUGCAUGGCUUUCUCAUCUGUGAGCGUCGUCUGCUCUUCUUUGCUUCUGAGAAGGUAUAGGAAGCCCAGGCUGACCACCAUAUUGCAAAUAACUGUAGAAUAACAAUGAAAUAUUUGUAUUUUUACGCUUUUAGCACAAAAGGAAAUGGAAAAAGGAAAUUGUGGUGUUUUGUCUUCU